CUUGGAAUGUAAGAAAUGAUGCCAGGGCACACAAGACACCGUACGAUUACCAUCUGGCUACAAAACCUACGUGUGAUUGUGCCUGUUCCAGAUUUCAGCUUUUUUUCCUUCAAUAUCAUAGACAUGUACGUCCAAUUCGGGUGUGGACUUAUCCAACAGCUCAAGACUUGGGCUCAUACUGCUGUAAACCUUCAGUUAAGCCCCGGACACUAUUACAUAUUCAAGACACAGAGGUAAAAAGGGGGCGUUGUCACCCGUUGAACAGGUGUUGGGUUCGACACAGGUGACUGGCGUUCCGUCUGGCUACACCAUUUGCAACAAGUCUCCGCUCUGCAGACGUGACUUGAGAGAGAAAAUUGACACCUAACAACUAGGAAUAUGGCAAGCCAGUGGGCAGUACAAGGGGUGAUGGAGAAGCCAGCAAAACGGGCGAGAUAUGAGAACGGAGGCACCGAACAAGUCCACGAGUGCGAUUCGAAACCGAUUGGAAGAGUGCAGCCUGGCCUGCUGGCCGCUAAGCCCAAACAUGGGGCCUUUGUCACCGUCAGGUACCAAGAAGGAGCCGAACCUCACCGACAAGAGAUAAUGGCGAUGAUCAGGAGGCUUCAGGAGUACGGGAGCGCCGCAGGAGAGCGAACCUGGUCCGUAGUGACCUUCAAUCCUGAGCUCUGGGAAAACUGGCAAAACGGUCAAAUAAGUCUGGAGAAGCGUCCGGAGGGGAGAUACCUUAUUCCCAACUCCACCAAGUUUGUCAACACCGGCGGGGACAUGUUCUUCUUUCUCAAGUCCGACUCCAUGGAGCACAUCGGAUGCCUGAAGGACAUGGUCAGCCAACAACUGAACGCCUUCCAAGACGUCAGCUUCGACAUUCAAGACUCGGAGACGGGAAACAACCGCGUCAUCGGCGGCCUUUUCGCCGACGGACUGGCCAACCCGACGGACGUCGAAAACAUCGACGACUUCGUCAUCACCACGGAGGUAGACAAGGGCGCUACCGGGGGGUCGUAUAUGCUGACGCAGAAGUUCGUCUUCAACUGGACCAUUCUGGACAACAUGACGCGGGACCAGCUGGAGAACAUGAUCGGGAGGACCGUGAAGGACGACAUCCUGGUGGUCGAUGACCCGCGGAGGCACACCAAAUGCGCACACCUCCUGGACGAAAAUGGGAAACAUCCCCUGAUCUUCCGGCAGUCCAUGCCCUACGGUCUCAACAAAACCGGCAUCGGCCGCGAGGAGGGCGCCUUCUACAUCUCCUGCGCUAACACCUGUCAGCGUUUCCUUGACAUUCUAAAGCAGCUCGUUGCUCAAGAAGACAAGCUGAUCAGCACCGUGCACGCAGAAGAAGGCAGCCUCUGGUACGUGCCAAGCGCUGACGAGCUCGGCCUGGCGCCAGUCCCAGUCCGUGAGCAACUGACCUUGAUGCCACAGUGGGACGUCAAGAGCGACAACGGCUACAUGUUCUACAACAGCCGAGAGUACAUGUACCGGAUGACUACAGGCGGUUACAUGGACACUCAGCACACACCCAGCAGCCGUGUCCUGAAACUCAUGGGCCGGGUCCUGACCGACUGGCAGCGCAGCUGGUUCGAGAAGAUGGACGAGCCCCUCAUCCCUGAUCUCCAAACCUUUCUCAGCAAGGAAGACCGCAAGCUCCUCGACAACUAUGACAACGCCGUGCCCAUCAGGAAAGGUCUGGCCACAUUCUACACCCUGCAGCACAUCGUCAGCACACCUCCCUUCUCCCGGAAGUUCGACCUGUACCGUAUCUACCCAGAUGAGCUGAUCGUGGGAGUGAUGCCUAGCUUCGCGUUUGGUCUGGGGAAGAGGGUGAUGCCGUACCUGACACCUGAGGAGCAGAUUCCUGCCUUUCAAAUGGGCGUCAACGAAGGUGCAGCUAUUGGACACGUGGUGCCGGAUUAUCAGGUCAUUCUCGACAAGGGUCUGCAAGUCCUUAUUGAUGAGAUGGAGAACAGCGCAAAGUCCGCGCAGACGAAGGAUAAACAGAUGUUCUUCAUUUCAGCUGCGAAGUCGUUGCUUGGGGUGCAGGCUUAUAUAGAAAGCUAUGCAGUACUGGCUGACAACUUGUCCACCAAGGAAACGUUUACCGAAGAGCAGAAGGCAAAUCUUCGACAGGCUCGUGACCGCAUGAAGAAGCUCACAAAGGAGAAGCCGGAGACGUUCCUAGAGGCCAUACAGCUUCUCUUCGCGAUGCAUUGCUGUCUACACAUCGUUGGUGAGCUGAUCUCUAUCGGUAGACUGGACGUGCUGUUAGGACCGUUCUACGCCAAGGGCCAGGCAACCAGGGAGGAAGCCCAGGAAAUCAUCGACUGUUUCUUCAUGAAGAUCGGCGAGAGAACCCUUCUAAACCGCCACGCAGCGCAGGAUAAUAUCUACCCGGGUAUGUGUGCCGUUCCCUAUAGAAGCGGUGGAAACUUCCCCCAGGGCGGCUGCAUGAACCAGUGGGGACAACAGCUCACCAUCGGCGGUUACCUGUCGAACGACGACGACGUUCCGACGACUGCUUGCAACGAAGUCACCCUAAUGUGUCUCCGGGCUUCCAGGCGUCUUCCUCUGAACGCUCCUUGCCUGACCUUACGACUACACCGAGGUAUCUCCCAAGAGGUGUUGAAGGAGGCUGCCAAAACCCUGCUGAGUGGAGGGGCUCACCCGGUCCUGCUGCAUGACGACAGGCUGAUUCCAGCCCUGCAGGACUCCGGGAGGAGGGGGAUUCCCGUCCGCUUGAGUGAUGCCAGGAACUACGCCUGUGAUGGUUGUUUCGAGCCCGUGUUCGUCGGUGCCUCCGAGUUCGCCUUCGCCACUUUUCCGAUGCUCGACGCUGUUGAAAUGGCCCUGAACGAGGGAACGCUCUACUCCCAGGCAGGUCCAACUUUCCUCCGGGGAUCCAAGAAAUCCUUUCCCUCGCCACAUGCAGCCGAGAUCAAAACGUUCGAGCAAUUCCAGGAGAUUUUCUUGCAACACCUUCGCCUACAUAUCCCCCUGCUCGUGUCUUUCCUCGCUGGUGGUUACGGCAACAUCGUGAAGGUGUGCCCCAGCCCUCUCCUGUCUGUUAUGAUGAGAGGAUGCAUAGAGGCCGGCCGGGACCAUUCGGGCGGCGGUACGGAGUAUCAUGAUCUGGGCUUCAUGUUUCCGGGUGGUACCAAUGCCAUCAACUCACUCUACGCGAUCAAGAAGUUAGUCUACGACCCCCUCACCGCGCUGACGACCCUCCCGGAUCUUCUGACCUGUCUGAAGUGUGACUGGGGCCACAACAUGAAGGAGUACCUCAUCGACGUGCGAGCCGGGACGGGCAGAGGGGAGGCGCAGGCAAGCUUCUUCAGGCACCUUCGAGACGAAGCCGUGUCCCUCCCAAAGUUCGGCCACCGCGAAGACGCAGAAUUGAAGGAGCUGGCCACCUGGAUGUUCGAAAACGUCUUCAAGAUCCUGAGGGAGACCUUCGAGAAUGCUCCCACUGGGGUGAAGGAGAUCUUUGAGCGCCUGGAGAGGGAGUACUCUCUCCCCGACAGGCCGUUCGGCUUCGUGACGCUUGUAGGGAUAGGCACGUUCGAGGCCUACGUCGGGUACGGGCUGAACAGUGGGGCGUCGGCGGACGGGCGGCGGAGCGGCCAGCCGAUAGCAUCGGACCUGAGCCCGGCACCAGUACCUCAGGACCUGCCCGCUAGGCCUGACAGCUACAACAUUUACGAGGCCCUGAAAUGUUGGGACCUUGAUGUCAUCAACAUCGGCAUGUCGUGCGGCUCUGAGGUGGAUCUGAUGAUACGUGAAGACUUCCCGCUGGAGGAGCUGGUCAACUUUCUGCGACACUACUCAGACCUGGACGUCCCCAUUGGCUCCAACGUCAUCGCAAUCACGUGUGCUAAUCCGGAGACACUGGAGAAGGCAUCCAAACAGACCGAUCCAUACGAGCUAGUGCGCGUGCGCCAGGGCGGUUGGACCGAGUUCUUCAUCACCUUAUUCCCGGUGCACCAGGGCCAACAGCGACGCCGCAUGUACGUCAAGCCAUGACGUGUGUACGUCAAACCUUGACGUGUGUACCUCAAACCAUGACGUAUGCACAUCAAACCAUGACGCAUGUACGUCAAGACAUGACGCAUGUACAUCAAACAGUGACGCAUGUUCGUCAAGCCAUGAUGCAUGUACGUCAAACCACGACAUGCGCACCCCAAAUCGUGACAUUGGACAGUCAUUCUGUGUUUUAUUGAAAUAAGGGUGUAAAGGGUAAAAAAUGUAUGGGAAUUUUAAUCAAGAUUAUGUAUGACUCUAAAGAUCUCUUUUGUGACGGGAGGCCAACAUGAUUCGGAUUUCAGUCGGUGGUUGUGGUGACAUUGGAGCGAUGCAAUAAACAAAGAUGGUUUCAA
Branchiostoma floridae (Florida lancelet) is the source of this 4376-nucleotide messenger RNA. RefSeq lists its product as uncharacterized. Lineage: Eukaryota; Metazoa; Chordata; Leptocardii; Amphioxiformes; Branchiostomatidae. Gene Ontology annotation, cellular component: cytosol. The record is from RefSeq and is a predicted model, not a curated record. Bases 379 to 4023 code for a protein of 1214 amino acids. The transcript has 4 exons. Gene Ontology annotation, molecular function: peroxidase activity; heme binding.